Molecule: messenger RNA, 1479 nt
Organism: Lodderomyces orthopsilosis Co 90-125
Lineage: Eukaryota; Fungi; Ascomycota; Pichiomycetes; Serinales; Debaryomycetaceae
Gene: CDC6
Product: AAA family ATPase
Exons: 1
Coding region: 1-1479 (492 amino acids)
Biological process (GO): mitotic DNA replication checkpoint signaling; DNA replication initiation; cell division
Cellular component (GO): nucleus
Molecular function (GO): ATP hydrolysis activity; DNA replication origin binding
Source: RefSeq, a predicted model, not a curated record
AUGCCUUUGACUCCUAUAUCCACACCAACUAAAAAAAGAACCAUUAGAGAUAUAUCAAACACAUACCAUGAUAACAAUGUUGAACUACCUUUAACUCCUACGAAGACUCCCGCCAAGAAGCGGAGACUCGGUGUCGACUUUCAGCAAGAUGAUGAACCUUCGUGUAAAAAAAAGUUGGUUUUUACUCCCGCAUCAUCACCAGUGAAACCUCCAUUGACACCAAAAUCAUCCAUAUUUGGAGAAACUUCAGUAUAUUCACAAGCAAAAGCAUUGUUUCAAAGAGGUAGUAGGGGUGAAGAAAUGAAUGGCAAUUUACAGCUACCUAGCCGUGAGAAAGAAGCUGCCCUCAUCAAUGAUUUUAUACUGAAAAAUUUGGAAUUAAACCAAUCAAAUAGUCUUUAUAUAUCGGGACCACCAGGAACUGGGAAAACGGCACAAGUGAAUUUGAGUUUACAAAAAUACGAAACCAAUGAGCAAGUGGAAAUCGUACGAAUCAAUUGUAUGACUUUAAGAAAUCCUGAACUGAUUUUCCAUGAAAUAUAUGCAUCAUUAGUCAAUCAAAUGAGUAUAUCAUUUACUAAAAAAAAGAACUUUGAUGAUUUUUAUCAAAUUGUGGAUAGUAAGAACAAGUUUAACCACAUUGUUUUGUUUCUUGAUGAAUUGGAUUCAUUAUUGACUAGUAAUCAACAAGUAUUGUUCAAAUUAUUUCAAUUAUCCAACUCACAAAGUAAGGUAACUACCCAAACUAAAGUGAUAUUAAUUGGUAUUUCCAACACCCUUGAUUUAAAUAACAAGUUCCUCCCCAAAUUAUUCACCAAUAAUAUGAUUCCUGAAUCAGUACAAUUCUUACCAUACUCGGCAUCACAAAUUAAAUCUAUCAUACUGGCCAAAUUGAGAAAGUUUUCUAAUAAUAUUUUCCAUCCUGUUGCAUUACAAUUUUGCUGUCAAAAAGCAGCUUCCAUAUCGGGAGAUUUGCGUAAAGCAUUUGAUAUUUGUUAUAAAAGUAUUGAGCUAGUGGAGAUGGAACAAAGAAAUAAAUUCAUAGACAAUACAAAUGUGAAACCGGUCAUGAUCUCGCAUGUUGCCAAAGUAUGUGCUGAAUCAUUCACUAGUAAUACAACAUUGGCCACACUUAGCGUGUUGCAUAAAUCAAUAUUGUGUCAAUUAUUCCACUUCCAAUUGUUAAAGCCUAGUAUUACAAUUAAUAUGUUUUACGACUAUUACCAAAAACAACAAUAUCAUCAUCAAAUGCUGCUGAAUCUUUUGGGUAGUGUUAAAUCUAGUGAGUUUUUGGAAAUAUUGACAAUGUUGGAGAGUAAUAAUUGCAUUGUUAUGGAAUCACUGGGCUCUAGGAAUAAUAACAAUGAUAAUAGUAAUAAGUUGAUUAAAUUGAAUGUUGAUUAUGAUGAAUUGGUGAAAUCUGUUGAAGAUAUUGGAUUCUUAAAGAAAUUCUUGAAACAUUCAAGAGGUACCUUGUAA